Notodromas monacha is the source of this 3960-nucleotide messenger RNA. The record is from the annotation of a GenBank genome assembly. NCBI's taxonomy places the organism in Eukaryota, Metazoa, Arthropoda, Ostracoda, Podocopida, Cyprididae.
UAUAGCAUUAUGGUGGCCCUCUAGGAGAUCUUGCUUGCAUGCUCAAUGGCUGCUGAACCUGGCGCUGAGCAGUGAUCGUUUUUCCCACUUUAUUUUACGGCGACAUUCAAAAUUGACGAGAAAUCCCCAGUGAACAAUCUCAAACAUCUGGGAAUUUGUUGAUCGGGCAUGAACGAGUGGAAUUUAAAACCGAUAGGCUACGUGAGAUCAUGUUUCAAAGAGAAGAACGCGACUCCUCGUCAAGCAUCUUUAGUGAGCGUCACCCGCGGCAGCAUCCGAAUUGAGAAAACAACGUUCAAUAAUCCGGAUCAUUCCUUGGCUGACUUGUCAGCAUAUUCACAUGCAUGGAUAAUUUUUGUGUUUCAUGCGAACUCAAGUUUCCAUUCUACGAAAGCGAAAGUUUCUCCUCCAAGGUGUGAUGGCGAGCGCUUGAGCGUAUUCGCCACCAGAUCUCCCCACCGUCCCAAUUCAAUUGGUCUGAGUCUCGUGCAGAUCGAUAAAAUCUUAGGUGAUACAGUGUAUUUUUCUGGCGUGGAUGUUAUCGACGGAACCCCUGUGAUUGACAUCAAACCGUACAUCAAAGCUUACGAUGAUCCCUCGAUGGGUCUGCCGGUAGAAAAAGGGGAAUCCCGACGAGUAACUGUCCCAGAGUUUUCGAAAAGUGAAAUGAAUGUUUCAUUCUCACCUAAAGCUUUGGCGGGUCUGGCCAAGUUCAGUUGCCAAGCAGAUGAUGAGAAUUACAGACUAGAAUUUAUGAAAGAUGCAGACGAAGCCCAAGCCGCAAUCAAAGGAAUCCUUUUAGAAGAACCUCGAAGCAUAUACCGCCGCGACAAGUGUAACAAUCUUCUUUACUUUUUUCAUGUCGAUAAGAUGCACAUCACGUGCUGGUUCGAUGAUGAUGACCAAACGUUUGAAGUCGUUCGCGUUAAGCCUUCAAUUUUGCUCAGUGGUGAAAGAACUUCAGAUAUGAAUAGACCGCGCGGGAAGAAUUUUAUGAGAGGUGGAAUCCGGUCAUCUUCUGGUGGUGAUAGAAGAACUUUAAAAGGAGGACAGAAGUUUUCUCGCGGUGGAAAACAUGGCACGAAACUUCAGUCGAAGUCAUUUAAUGAAGGCAAAAUCAAUGAUGAUUCCUCAGCCACAAAUGGUAAAGCGAAAAAAUCUUUUCGCACCAGACCCCACGUGCAAUACGAAAACCCUCGUCUAAACAGAAGGAAGGCAGAGCUUGAAGAGAUAGCAUCUCUCAAGUCAGCUUAUGAAUUGAUUGAUCCGGUGAAAGUGACAAAGUUCACUGAUUUUCCGUUGUCACAUGCGACGAAAGACGGGUUGCGAAACGGAAAAUUCUUCAAACCCACUGAAAUUCAGGUAGCUGCCAUUGGACUGGCUUUGCAAGGCUUUGACGUCCUUGGAGCUGCGAAAACGGGCUCAGGAAAGACGUUGGCUUUCGUUGUUCCCAUUCUAGAAAUUUUGUUUCAAGAACGAUGGACCCCCUUGGAUGGCCUGGGCGCACUGAUCAUCACUCCUACUCGUGAGCUGGCCUAUCAGAUUUAUCAAGUUUUACAAGUGGUUGGAAAAAAUCACCAAUUGUCUGCUGCUCUCCUUAUUGGUGGAACUGAUUGGGAUUUCGAGAAGCAGAGGAUGGGGAACGUAAACAUCGUUGUCGCAACUCCCGGUCGGUUGUUACAACACAUGGACGAGAAUCCAAAUUUCGAGUCAUCAACGUUGAAAAUCCUGGUUUUGGACGAAGCAGACAGACUACUUGAUAUGGGAUUUGAAGCGAGCUUGAAUGCCAUCGUUUCUCAGUUACCGAAGGAGCGACAAACUCUCCUCUUUUCUGCCACCAUAAGCAAGUCAGUGAAAGACUUGAGUCGGUUGAGUUUGCGGGAAGGUUUCGUCAGGGAUGCCUCAGUUCAUGAAGCAGACGAUUUUUCUACUCCGGAUUCCCUGGUGCAAACGUACAUGGUUGUGCCUUUGGAGGAGAAGAUAAACGUUCUUUGGUCAUUCAUCAGGACUCAUCUGCAUCAGAAGAUUUUGGUUUUCAUGGCCACCUGUCGACAGGUUAAAUUUGUGUACGAAGCUUUUUGCCGCAUGCGACCUGGUGUCAGUCUUCUUCUCUUGUAUGGACAAUUGAACCAGAUGCGGCGAAUGGCGAUUUACGAAGAGUUUGGCAGGAAGCAGAAAGCUGUUCUGUUCGCAACUGAUGUCGCUGCUCGUGGUCUUGAUUUCCCCAAGGUGGACUGGGUCGUUCAAUACGAUUGUCCGGAAGACGCAGGCGAAUACAUUCACCGAGCGGGACGAACUGCCCGUCUCAACAGACGCGGAUAUUCCUUGCUCUUUUUGACUCCGAACGAAGAAGCUCCCAUGAUUAAACGCAUGGAGGAGAUGAAGAUUCCUAUCAAGAAAACUCAGAUCAGCGAAAGUCGGUUGACGCAGAUACAAAAGCCGCUGAGUGAAUUGUUGGUGAAGGAUAAUGAUCUGAAGGAACGAGCUCAACGCGCUUUUAGGACGUACUUGAAGUCUAUAUUCUUCUCCAAGGACAAGGGAGUGUUUACUCUCGAUGCUUUGGACACUGGCAAAUUCGCCAGAUCUUUGGGACUCGUUGUGCAUCCAAGAGUACGAUUCCUGGAGAAAUUCAACAUCAAGCUCGGGGGUGGACAAACAGUGUCAGAAUUUCAGGAUAUGAUAGGCGAUGGGGACGAUGACUCAGAUGCCUCAGACGAAGAUCUUCUCGAAAUGAAGCGUCGUGAUCACGAAUUGGAAAUUAAAAUUGAUCCUGCUUUGGCUGAAGAACAGAAAAAGAAGAAGAAAGAAAAGCUGGUGACGAAAGCGGCUCUGGCGAAGAAACUUUUGAAAAAGAACGUGAAGCUCAACCAGAAAGUCACUUUCGACGAUAGUGGAGACGUCAUUUGCGAGAAUGAGAACGCAUUCAAGUCGGAAGUUGGUAAAGCGUACUUGGCAGAAUCAGACGACGACGGAGCUCCAGGAAUCGACAUUGCUAAAGCCAAAAAAGUUCUAGAAGAAGAAGACAAAUUCGAUAAAGAACUAUUUCGAAGACGGAUGCGGGAAUUGAAGAUCAAGAAGCGACAAGAAGAAGAACGAGAAAGGCGACACGAAAACGGCGAGUUCACCGACGAAGAGGAGGAAGAAGAACCAGACCUCAGUUGGCUUCCGGAUCCCGACAAGAUUUACGAGUCCAGUGGAAAAGAAGACGAUGAUGAAAACGAGGAGGCGGAUGACGCGGAAGAGAAAGAUUCGGAAUGCGUCGAAUCAGAAGAAGAAGACGAAGACGGAAACCAAGGAUACAAAGAAUGGCGCAAAAGGAGAAAGGAAAAAGCUAAACAGAAGAAGACUGAACAGGAUCCUUCAGCUAAGCGAAGAAAGCUCCAGGAGCCUGACGUUGAGGAUGCUCCGUUGGACACUGGAAUGUCGUUGGCGGAAGAGGAAGACCUCGUUUUGCGGCUUUUGCGAGGCUGAUGAACCAUAUUUCUGUCUUGAUGUUGCGGACUGUGAUCAAACGCUCAGACACGAUUUCUUGAGAGAUUUUUCAAUUUAGAAAUACCGGUUGAAUUACGUGCCACUUGAGUCAUUGAAGCGUGAUUAUCAUCGUGUUGCAGGAAUUUUGAAGGCAUGAAACGAAAUUGGAGCGUAGAAAAAUUCUGGCAUUAAUCUCUUCAGCAUAACUUUUAGCGUCAGGAAAAAAUAAGAGAGGAGGCUUUAUUUUAUUCUCAUGUCUUGUGACACGUGAAGAAGAAAAAAAGGUUUUUCUGAGGAUGCCUAUUUUUUCCUCUCGCACAGGUACCAAAAAUUUAUUUUUUCCUGUACAAGACUCUAAAAUGUUUGAGAUUAUUCGGAUGAUGACAGCAUUUUCAUUCGUUCUUGUCCAUUGCUUCCUCUCAGUUUCUUAAAUUUAUUUAUUGUAUGUUGGUAACUCCCGGUGAUUUUUAGGUUUUUGAAGUUUUAGUG